CGGAUGUUGUCAUUGGUUUCAAUAUGGCUGAUAUAGCUAUAGAAUUUCGAGUAAGCAAGUAAGCUAACCGUACGUUAGCCUGAAUGACAACAAUAUGAAAUAGAAGAAGUAGUUAUUAACGAGUCACUUAAUAGUUUUUAGUGGUCAAUAAAUCAAAAUGUCUGAAGUUGAGCCUGAAGAUAUAAAGGGGCGUUUUACGCCUCAGCACCCUCUCCCAGAGGCUAUACAAAAAAUGGACAGAGAUGAAACAGUGUGCAGAUAUUGUGGUGUGAGUUAUCUCAUACAUAGUGAGAUAAAGGCAUUAGAGAAGAAGCUUAAAGCCCUUGAGAAAGAAUUAGAACAUCAUGCAGGUUGCGAGGACAGAGAAAAUAAACUGAAAAAAGAACUACAAGUGUUACAAGAUGAAAGGGGAGAAUUCGAGAUGAAUUUAACAGUUAAAGACGCUGCAAUAUCUACACUUACAAAUAACUUAAAGAAUUCUGAGGGAACAUGUGAACGUCUACGCAAUGAGAAAGAUGAUAUUAUAGAAAAGUUACAGAAAGUAGAAAAUGCAAAUAAAAGUCUCAAGGAAAGAAAUAAUCAUCUAGAACGAACACUUCCAAACUUAAAGUCAGCUUUACACUCACAAAAAAUGUCUUUAAGUGAGAUUCAUACAUUUAUGGAGAAGAGAGAUGUCCAGAUGAAAGAAGAACUUAGUAUACUGUUAUCACAUGUUAAAUCUACAUGUGAUAGUGAAAUAAAAGAAAAGGAAGAGAUACAGUCAAAGAUCAGAGAACUACAGUCAAGUUGGGACACAGCUACAUCAGAAACUGAUGUAAUGAAGAAACAGUUAAUCAGACAAGAAAAACAAAUUUUACAGUUAGAUAAACUCUUCCAGGAGAACAAACAAUUACAGCAAAAAUGUGAAACCUUAGAGACAGCUCAAGCAGGAGAAAUUAAAACUCUUCAAAGUGUACUUACUAAACUGGAGCUACAGAAACAAGAUUUAAGAAGAGAGUUGGACGAAUCAGUAGAGAAAUAUAGGAGUUUACAGAUGGAAAAUCAUCAAUUUAAGGAACAGUUCAAAAGUAAGAGCAGUGAGAUGGAGGAGAUAGCAGCUGUACAGAGACGUAAAGAAAUGGCCAUGGAAAUGACUACACAAAAAUUAAAGUCUGAUUUAAAGCAAAAGGAAUCAGAUUUACUUGGUGCUAAAAGAGAUUUGAAGGAAUUGCAGAACAAGUUUAAUCAGCAUCAACAGUUGGAGGCUGAUCUGAACAGAAAAACAUCUAAAACACUGAUUGAGACAAAAGAAUUAAAAGAAUCGUUCUUCAAAGCCAAGGAAGAAAUUGAGCAUCUUAAAGAAGAAAGGGAGGCUAUGAUAACCUCACAUCAGAACAGAAUAGAACAAUUGCGAGAAAGCUUCAAAGAAAAAUUAUCUGAAGCAGAUAAUUGGCAGGAAAAGUUAGAAGAAGCAAUACAAGCAGAGAAAAGAAGACAUAUUAGAGAAUUAGAGGACCUAGAGACAAGGUUAAAGGAGAGUUUUGUCAUGGAAUUAGAGAUAGAGAAAGGAAAGUAUAGAGAACUUAUGAAGAAAUAUCAAACAGGAAGUCAGGAAACAGAGGAAAAGUUACGAGCACAGCUCCAGUCAAUAGAGAGUAGGUAUAAGGCAGAAAUAGAAGACUUGACUCAACUGUUGGCAGAAAAUAGACGUAAAUCUAAAGAGAUGGAGGAUGAACUAAGGAAAGAAAUAGUUAGCUUGAAGGCCAUCAUUAAGGAUUUAGAAGCCAGACUUGCCAGGUUAGAUGUUGGUAAUGAGGAACUAGUCAUAAAAUUAAAGUCACAGCUACGUGAAACUCAUCAAGAACUUGAAGAUACAAGACAAAUACUUGACAAACAAACAAAGGCUGGUGAUGUCUUCCAAGAAGAGAUAAAGAAUUUACAAGAGACUGUGCAGAAAGAGUGUGAAGAGAGGUUUGAACUUACAGAAGCUCUCAGUGCUGCAAAGGAGGAACUUCUGUUGUUAAAAAAACCUGCAGAUCAGUCACAAAAUGGUGGAGGUUACUUAAGUUCAACACCUCGUCAGUUAACAAAUAUGUCACUUCCAUCAGAGGAAUCAGUACAGUCAAACACAAGUGCACGGCGAAGUUUUUCUGAACCACAACCUUCAACAAACAAUAGACCAAUAACUUCAAAACCACAUACGUAUGCUGGAGGUAUGAAACGUGAAUAUACAAUAACAAACAGUAAUACAAUGGUGUUCAUGGGAGAUAGUGCAGGGGGGACUAGGGCUGUAGGUGGAAGUACAAAAAGAACUGGAGGCACUCUAGCAGAAAACAGACGUAGAAUCGCAGCCAUACUUGGCAGGAAAUAAUGAAGAUAUUAGUUAAUAUUAUGAUAUUAUAAUUAUGUGUCAUUAUACUUUCUUUUCAAAAACAUGGGAGAAUUCCAUUUAUAAAAAAGGAUGAUGGUUAGAAGAUGGACAACUGUACGAGCUCAUACCAACAUUCUUCAUCUGUUUAAAGGAGUACUUGCCAAGGAUGCUAAACACCCUUGUGUCACAAAAUUUUUGAAGAAACCUGAAUCAUA
Molecule: messenger RNA, 2565 nt
Organism: Ruditapes philippinarum (Manila clam)
Lineage: Eukaryota; Metazoa; Mollusca; Bivalvia; Venerida; Veneridae
Product: myosin-2 heavy chain-like
Exons: 19
Coding region: 158-2350 (730 amino acids)
Source: RefSeq, a predicted model, not a curated record